Molecule: messenger RNA, 3097 nt
Organism: Etheostoma spectabile (orangethroat darter)
Lineage: Eukaryota; Metazoa; Chordata; Actinopteri; Perciformes; Percidae
Gene: ppp2r2ab
Product: protein phosphatase 2, regulatory subunit B, alpha b
Exons: 10
Coding region: 314-1651 (445 amino acids)
Cellular component (GO): protein phosphatase type 2A complex
Molecular function (GO): protein phosphatase regulator activity; protein binding
Source: RefSeq, a predicted model, not a curated record
GCAUUAUAAAAACCCUUUGGUUCACGUGUGAAAAAAGACUCUGGGGUGGGGAAGCAGUGACUUGUGGGAUGCGGCAAGAGAGAGACAGAGGAGAGAGUGUCUGACACAGAGACUGAAACAACAGCGACGAGAGGAGCGGGAAAGAAAAGGAGGAUAGCAAUAAAAUAACCCGUCUUAUUGUUAAUUUAGCAAGCGCGUGACAUUCAGGUUUGCUUAGACAGUGGAAGAAAAAGUUCAAAUCCCACGAAACAGCGCGUGGGAGUGGGAAGCAGGAUCGUGACUGACUGAGGCAAGCCCCACUGUCUGUCUCGACAUGGCAGGACCUGGAGGUGACAUGCAGUGGUGCUUCUCUCAGGUGAAAGGAGCCAUUGAUGAUGACGUAGCUGAAGCGGACAUCAUAUCCACAGUUGAAUUCAACCACACAGGGGAGCUGCUAGCUACUGGAGACAAGGGUGGACGUGUAGUCAUUUUCCAGCAGGAAAUCGAGAAUAAGAAUCUGCCUCAGUUCCGGAGUGAAUACAAUGUUUACAGCACUUUCCAGAGCCAUGAGCCAGAGUUUGACUACUUGAAGAGUUUGGAAAUAGAAGAGAAGAUCAACAAGAUUCGCUGGCUUCCCCAGAAGAAUGCUGCUCAGUUCUUGUUGUCAACUAACGAUAAGACAAUCAAGUUGUGGAAAAUCAGUGAACGAGACAAGAGGCCAGAGGGUUAUAAUCUAAAAGAGGAGGAUGGACGCUACAAAGAUCCCAACACUAUCACGUCACUGCGGGUACCAGUUUUAAUACCCAUGGACCUCAUGGUGGAAGCCAGUCCACGGAGGGUGUUUGCCAACGCUCACACCUACCAUAUCAACUCUAUCUCAGUCAACAGUGACGACGAGACUUACCUGUCUGCAGACGACCUCCGCAUCAACCUCUGGCACCUCGAGAUCACCGACCGCAGCUUCAAUAUCGUUGACAUUAAACCGGCCAACAUGGAGGAGCUAACGGAGGUGAUCACAGCAGCCGAGUUCCAUCCUCAUCAGUGUAACACCUUUGUUUACAGCAGCAGCAAAGGAACCCUCCGUCUGUGUGACAUGAGGGCAUCAGCACUGUGUGACAAGCACUCCAAAUUGUUUGAGGAGCCAGAAGACCCCAGUAAUCGCUCCUUCUUCUCUGAGAUCAUAUCUUCAAUCUCAGAUGUCAAGUUUAGCCACAAUGGACGCUACAUGAUGACCAGAGACUACCUGUCUGUUAAGAUUUGGGAUCUGAACAUGGAGAACAGGCCUGUGGAGACCUAUCAGGUUCAUGAGUACCUGAGGAGCAAGCUGUGCUCGCUGUACGAGAACGACUGCAUCUUUGAUAAGUUUGAAUGCUGCUGGAAUGGCAAUGACAGUGUGGUGAUGACUGGCUCAUACAACAACUUCUUCCGGAUGUUCGACCGUGGCCAAAGGCGGGAUGUAACCUUGGAGGCCUCCCGCGAAAACAGCAAGCCCAUGCAGGUCCUCAAGCCUCGCAAAGUGUGCGCAGGAGGCAAGCGCAAGAAGGAUGAAAUCAGCGUGGACAGUUUGGACUUCAACAAGAAGAUCCUUCACACUGCCUGGCAUCCCCAGGACAACAUCAUCGCCGUGGCGACGACCAACAAUCUCUACAUAUUCCAAGAUAAAGUGAACUAACACCGGGGUGGGCUCAUGUGAGAUCUGGCGUAGGUGACAUCACGCACCUGCAGCCUCACUCGGAGUGAUGUGCGGUAACGCCGACAACCAGCAUCCCUGUCCGUCGCUACCGGGUGACCAGACUUUGCCACUUCGUUCUAGAUGUGUACAGAGGAAGCCUCGCUUUUGCCCAUCAUCAGCCUGUCUGUGGCAGAGUAACACCUGCCUUCUAGUUUAAGUGAUGUGCCAAUUUUUUUUUUGCCCCUCCCUUUUGAUAUGGCGUUUUAAUUUUUUAUUUCUUUUUUUUUUUUUUUUUUUUUUUUUUUUUUUUUUUUUUGCCAGCCCACCUGCCCUUUUCUUCCCCUUGGGGUAACAUGGGUAAAAAGUUUAAUUUCCUUAAAAAUUCUAAAUACAGACACACUUAUUUUUAUAACUUUCCCCCCAAAAGUUCUGUGGUAGAAAAUGAAAAACACUUAUUUAGUACGUCCCUUUAUUGUCCUGUGCCAUUGUAGUGUUUAUUUUUCUAAAAAAAAUAUAUAUAUAUUUGCCAUCUUUUUUUUUCUUCUUUUUUUUUAUGUAAACCUUUUUAUUAAUUCACCCAUUAUACUGUCAAUAGUAUUCUUUGAGUCUCUUCACAUGUCUCCCCUCGUUCAUUAAACCAUGCAUACUCAACAGUCACACAUGUAUGCUUACGGUUUUCUUUACACACUCGCUGCUCAGACACACAGGACAGCAGCACCUCCGCGGGUGCCUCCAGGAGGUUUCAGAAGCACAGUGUGUUUCCACAGAUUGAAAGCCCGGCCCAGGGAGUUGUCCCGCUCACUGUUGCUGACACUUAGGCCCGGGUGGUCAAAUAGGUCCAGAAUCCAGUAAAGAUUUUAUUUUGGAUUGGCGCUGUCUUGGCAUCUUUGUGCAUUUGUUCCUAUUUCUCCUUUUUGUUUGUGUUCAACAAUAGUCAGGUAUAAGAGAGCUUAUUCAAAGAUAAAUAUUAUGAUGGUCAUAUUUAUAUUAAAAAAACGUUAAAACGUCACCAGAUUUGUUCCGUCCUAUUUUGUGAAAUGAAACUGGACCUUGCACAUCUUUUUGAGUGAUCUUAAGUAUUGUCUUCCCAUGGUGUACCACUGCUCUCAAGCACUACUUCACAACAGGGAAAACCUUUUGAUUUGACACUGGACUUAUUGCUGCACCAACUACUUGGAUGUGUUGAAAGUACUUGGAUGUGUUGUAAGUUUAAAGGAAAGCAUUAUCUGAGGCAUUAAGUCACUGAACGUGUUAAACUACUGCAGACAUUGUUACUGCUGCUACUGUAUGUGAUGGUUCAAUAAGCUGCACAGGGAUUUGCAGCAGUUGAUGUCUCCACACGUAUUUAAAAUGUGGACAGUUCAGAGUAUAUUGAUGCCUCUAGUAAUGUAUAACUACUAAUUUUAAUCUAUGACAGUGAAGAUAAUAAAACAACUACUUUUUGCA